This is a messenger RNA of Mugil cephalus (flathead mullet), 2689 nucleotides long. RefSeq names its product achaete-scute homolog 5-like. The coding region runs from base 2016 to 2483 and encodes 155 amino acids. The record is from RefSeq and is a predicted model, not a curated record. The transcript has a single exon. Gene Ontology annotation, biological process: regulation of transcription by RNA polymerase II; developmental process. NCBI's taxonomy places the organism in Eukaryota, Metazoa, Chordata, Actinopteri, Mugiliformes, Mugilidae. Gene Ontology annotation, molecular function: DNA-binding transcription factor activity, RNA polymerase II-specific; RNA polymerase II transcription regulatory region sequence-specific DNA binding; protein dimerization activity.
UGGAGCUAACCACAGGGCUAACCAUGAGGCUAACCAUGAGGCUAACCAUGAAGCUAACCAUGAGGCUAACCAUGGAGCUAAUGAAGACGCCCUUAUCUUCUGGACGUCCCCCGUCAAAAUAAAAGCUUCAUUGACGACAGGAGUUUUAUUUAGUAGAAAAUUAAAACCUUAAAAAGUGAAGUUAAAGUGUUUAUUAUUAAAGACGUCCAACGUGUCCAUCGUCCACCUGGGACUCUGAUACCUGUACAUGUACGUCCACAUCCAGGGGACACGCUCAGAGGACGUCUUCUGUCCUCCUCUGUCCUCUGGUGUGGACGGACGACGUCUCUCUGCCUCUGCUCAGAUCAAAGAUGGAGGACGACGGGGACACGUCUCCGUCUCUCUUCCUGAGCUCCGGUUUCAGUGUGUCCAUAAACAGUCAUCAGCCGUCCACAGGAAGACAGAGCGUCCCCCACGUCUUUCAUCUGGAGACGACGGGUUUAAGACGAGGAAACUACAAACACUCAUUUCUGUCUUUGAUGUCUGAGCAAGAACAAACGAGAGACACACACAGGGACAGAGACACGGGGACAGACAGAGACACACAGGGACAGACAGAGACACACAGGGACAGAGACAGAAAGACAGAGACAAACAGGGACAGACAGAGACAUGGGGACAGACAGAGACAUGGGGACAGAGACAGCGGGACCUCCUUCAGAUGGUGUCCAUGUCCUAUCUUCACCUGAAGAGUCAACACACACCUGAGGGGGCGGAGCCUCCGCAGGUAAAAGCCUCCUCCUCCUCCCAGUCUUCAGUCAGAGACACUGAGGACGAGAGGACGAGGAGGACGAGAGGACGGGAGGCUGCUUCUGAAGGUGAGGACGUGUUUCAGUGUCUUUAAACCAGUGUCCACAGGUUUAGAGGACGGACAGAGGACAGAGGACAGAGACAGGAUGAACUAAAAGAGACAGACGUGUCCCAGUGUCUUCACUUACUGAGAGGACUAUUACUGUUACCAUGACAACGCCUUCAUUCAUCCAUUCACUGAUCAGCUGAUCUUUAGUCACAACAUCCGAGACACGAGGACACAAGACGUCCACAAGACGUCCACCUGUGUCCCUGAUUCAGUUUCAGGAGGAGGAGGAGGAGGAGAAGGUCCCAGCAGGAGUCCAGGCGUCCCUGAGGUGUAACCUGGUCUCAGUUGGAGGACGUGUGUCCUCUCGUCCUCUCUCGUCCUCUCAGGUCUCUUGUGCGUCGUGGUGCGUUUUGUCCGGACGCCUCUAAUGUUGUUGUGUUGAAUAUUAGAUGUUGAUUUAAAAGCUGUUUCACCGUAAAAGGUAGAAAUAAAAUAACGAGGAAAUGAUUGAAUGGGAUCAAAUAUCGAUGGUUUUCUUCUGAAUGAAACGUUACAUCAGAGUCAUGUUUCAUACGGGAACAGCAGAGUUAUAACAGACAUAAAACACAUAAAACACAUAAAAUACAUGUCUUUUUUGUAAAAAACAUUUCAAACUUUCCGUAUUUUCAGACACUUGAUGAAGAUGAAGCCUUUUAGUUUUGAGCAUGAAUUAGUUUUAGUGAUUCAUGCAGAAAAGGUAGAAAAAACAUUGAAGUCUGAGACUUUUACGGCAGUUUCUUUAUGCGUGAACCUUUUUGCCAUGAAGGCGUCCAGAGGGGACAAACUUAGAGGAGGACAUGAGGCUCAUGAAGGACAAGCCUCCUCCAAUCAUUGAGUCAUUGAACGCAUCACAGUGUGAUAUUUAAACGAAGUGAUUAAAGAAUCAGGAGGAGCCUUUGAACUGUUACCUUCUAAUUUAAACCUGUCUCCAGGACGUGAAGCGUCUCCAGGAGGUGAAGCGUCUCCAGGACGUGGAACGUCUCCAGGAGGUGAAGCGUCUCCAGGAGGUGAAGCGUCUCCGGGAGGUGAAACGUCUCCAGGAGGUGAAACGUCUCCAGGAGGUGAAGCGUCUCCAGGAGGUGAAACGUCUCCAGGACGUGAAACGUCUCCAGGUCAGGGAUUGGCUGGUCCAGGUCACAUGAUGAGCUCCACCUUCUGUCCUCUCAUGGAGCAGCAUCCAUCUUACCUGAGUCUCCAUCUGUCCCCUGGACUCCACGAGGACCACGGAGUCCCCCAGGACAUCCCCUUCCUCCUCUACCCCCCCGCCCUGCGGGACCCCGGGCUGCUGCCCUACCUGGGCCCCUUCCCCCCCGCCCCCCGCGGCCCCCUGAGGGUCCUGGAGUGUCCCCUGGAGUGUCCCUUGGAGCCGGCCUUCGUCCAGAGGCGGAACGAGAGGGAGCGUCAGAGGGUGAGGACGGUGAACCAGGGCUACGCCGCCCUCAGAGACCACCUCCCGGGACAGGGCCCCGACAAGAGGCUCAGCAAGGUGGAGACGCUGAGGGCCGCCAUCAGCUACAUCCGCUACCUGCAGGGCCUGGUGGAGGACGUCCCCCGGUCCCCUGGCCCGUCCCCCGGCCCGUCCCCCGGGCCUGGAGGACGCUCCUAGGACGGUCUGAAGGCCGCUGUCUGCACCCCCACCACCCCCCCACCCCGUCCCUGGAGGACGGCCUGUGGACAGGUCUCCGUUGCUAUGGUUACGGUCCUGGGACCAUUAAACUCAAUCAGAGGCCGAUCAUUAAAUACUGAUUUUAUUGACGAGAUGAUGAAGAUGAUGAUGAAGCAGUUAGAAAAAUAAAAAGCUUUAAAACCAAA